Didymodactylos carnosus is the source of this 549-nucleotide messenger RNA. The record is from the annotation of a GenBank genome assembly. Lineage: Eukaryota; Metazoa; Rotifera; Eurotatoria; Philodinida; Philodinidae.
AUGGGUAGUUUAUUGUCAACAGAUAUCGAAGAUGUUGUCGAUGGUGCCUUGGAUCGUAUAUUUGGUGAAAUUGAUCCAACAAUAGAAAAAUUUCAAAAUGCUUCUAAAGAAUUACUAGAUCCAAUAGUACAGCGUUUAAUUGAUCAAAUAUCUCCAACUCUAAAUCGAGUAGAGAAUAUUUCAUUAAAUGCAUUGGAUGUCAUCGAAUCAAAAAUCCAUUCAAAUAGCAAGCAAAUUAUGCAUGAAUUAGAAACAAAUUUAUUUGUUUUGCUAGUGGCAGCUAUCGUCAUUGUUAUUUUCGUUCUGUUAUUAUUGCGUCUACUUCAAUCUAUUCUCAUAAAAUACGAUUUUAGUUUAGAAACAAAUAAAGUGGUUAGUUUAAUAACAAGUUCAAUAAUAUUUUGUUGGUUAUUUUCAGCUACAGUGAUCAAAACCUUUUAUAAUAAUAUGAUAAUUGAUGUCUAUGUAUUGAAAUUAAUUUUCUUUAUUGUACUUUGUUUGAUCUUCGUUUGCUUGAUAUUUGUAUGGAUUCGGUAUAUAUGUAUUUAU